AUGAAGGCCAACACCCAUCGCCCUGCGGCGUCUUCGCCGCACGCGCGGCUGCCCACUACGGCGAGCAAGAGCCGCCCCCUUUCUCGCUCGGCUCCAGCCAACCGUGGUGUUUCCCACUCUCACCUGGGGACCGGGCAAGCCUUCCCCCCACCCACCAAAGUGGACGACCAGCACCGUCUACACGACCAGCGUCCAGACCAUCACCAGCUGCGCCCCGGAAGUGACCCAAGUGGCCCGGACCACAGCAUCGUCCUCACCACGGUGACCAUCGCCGUGAGCACCACCAUCUGCCCGGUGACCGAAACCGAGGCCCCGCCCCCGCCCCCACCACCACCCACCACGGUCGUGCCGCCGCCCCCUCCCCCGCCUCCCCCGACGCACACCACUCACCCGCACCCCCCGCCGCCUCCCCCUCCUCCCCCGCCGGCCAGCAGCACCAAGUCGGCCGAGGCUCCUCCCCCCCCUCCUCCUCCUCCGCCGCCGCCGCCGCCGCCCCCGGUCGUCACCAGCCCGCCCACCCUUUCAGUGGGCACCACCGCGCUGCCGAGCAAAACGGCGACGAGCCAGACCCCCUUCACUGGGGGUGCUGCUGACCUCAGGCGUGCAGCGGGCUGGUGA
Messenger RNA from Chaetomium globosum CBS 148.51, 618 nucleotides. RefSeq lists its product as uncharacterized. Lineage: Eukaryota; Fungi; Ascomycota; Sordariomycetes; Sordariales; Chaetomiaceae. Bases 1 to 618 code for a protein of 205 amino acids. The transcript has a single exon. The record is from RefSeq and is a predicted model, not a curated record.